Molecule: messenger RNA, 2085 nt
Organism: Trypanosoma rangeli
Lineage: Eukaryota; Euglenozoa; Kinetoplastea; Trypanosomatida; Trypanosomatidae
Product: GTPase activating protein
Exons: 1
Coding region: 1-2085 (694 amino acids)
Biological process (GO): activation of GTPase activity
Molecular function (GO): GTPase activator activity
Source: RefSeq, a predicted model, not a curated record
AUGGGACCUAUUGCCAGGAGGUUGACGGAGGACCUCCUUAAGCACUCGGACCCGCAACAGUUUCUACUUUGGAAGAAAGGUGUCAGUGUGAAGUGUGACUACGCAGGGAACGGCGCUGGCUACUUGGGACAAAUAAUAAUUCUCCGCAACACGAUGAGUCAAUUCGAGGCAGUUGAAGAUGGAGAUGAUGCGAACGAAUCUGUUUUAUUUUCCUCCAUCUUUACGGAGGAGACAACACGGAACGAAACCUCCUCUACAGAUAAGCUGCAGGGCAGCGGGGAACACUUUGUGCUAUGGGUGCCAGAUUCGUUUAUUGAUUUUCAAGCCCACCAUGCAGGACAGCUGGGCUCCACGACCUCCUCUGGUGUUACAACCUCCAACACGGAGGCGUUAGAGUGGAGGUACAUUAUGUGUGUGGCGGUAAACAACAUCGCGAAGGUGCGGAGAAGCACUCAACCAGAUGGAAAAUGUACGAUUAAGUUGUGCUUUCUCAACGGUGCGACAGGGCAUCCGCUGAUAUUUGUGGAAGGUGGCGUCACGAAGUUUCUUGAGGUUUUAAGAAGCAUCUCACCGUUGCGGCAGAGUUGCGUUACCGCGGAUGACUUCCUUGUCUACGCCUCUGACGAAGCAGAGGCAGGGGCCGCAGAUUGGCUUGGAAGUGCGAAUGAGACGCGACAGUGCAGCGUUGGUCUCCAGAGUGGCAAACGAUAUCGAUUGAGUGGGCAGGGACCUGAGCGGUCCACGCGGCCCAAGGAUGUGGAGCAUGUUUUGUAUGAAGGUAACGAGAGAUCCUUUUUAUCACGUUUUACUGCCACAGUCGCAACAAAAAUUAAUAAGGUGCGCUCAAAGCGCUUCGCUAAUCUCACUCAGCAGCGUGGGUGGGGUGCACCCACAAGCCCCGCCACGCCUUCUCUAACGCAGACUGAUGACUCACGGUCAGAGGAGCAGUUUGAGUUUGUGGAAGAGGUUAUCCCGGUGGAAUUUCAAACCCCUCGCAUUUCAGAACCCAAGGGCCGUGCAAUGGGACCACCACUCACAGCAGAGAUGUGGAAUAGCUGCUUUAUUGGUGAGGAACGUCGCAUUGAUAGGACCCGCUACGCUAACGCGAUGGAAAUUGCCUACAGAGGUGGAAUAGAAAAGAAAAUACGGCUGGAGGUCUGGUGCUUUGUGCUUCACGCGUACCCGGACUUGUUUGACUCCACAGAGGCCCAGCGACAAUCCGUGCGUGACAGCUAUAAGACUAUGUACGAACAACUCAAGGGGCAGUGGGAAAGUGUAUUUCCACUACAAGAGGCCAACUUUUCCGCCUUCCGUGGAAUGCGUGUGGCGAUUGAAAAGGAUGUGGUGCGCACGGAUCGAUCUCAUGAGGCCUAUUUGGAUGCAAACGGCGUGAAGCAGCGCAUGCUCUACAGUGUGUUAAUGACACACGGAAUGUUAAACUUCGAUUUAGGUUAUUGCCAGGGGAUGAGUGAUGUACUUUCACCCAUUGUCCUUCUUGCUGAGACAGAGGAGGAGGCCUUUAUGUGUUUCUCCCGUUUCCUCUCUGAGCGUUGUGAGGGAAAUUUUUGCAAUAAUGUUAAAGCGGGUAUGGAGCAGCAGCUUCAACAACUGCAGGUACUGGUUCGAGUUUUCAUUCCACAGCUUUACAAUCAUAUGGUGAGGCAAUGUGUACAGGAUAUGUCAUGCUGUUUUCGUUGGCUGCUGAUGCUGUUUAAACGCGAGUUUCCUAUGAAUGACACAAUGCUGCUAUGGGAUGUCAUUCUGAGUUGCCCCUACACGUCACAAUUUGAACUAUUCAUCACUGCAGCGCUACUGAAGUCCUUGUCACCGCAGAUACUUGAGCAGCACCUGAUGUAUGAUGAACUGCUGCAGUUUACAAACAACAUCGCUGGUAGGUUAGACGUCCGGCACGUGAUUGUGUUGGCGCAUGACUUUUACGAUGAGGUUGCUAAGAGUGUCAUGACGCUGGAGAGGCAAGAGGCCGCGGUGAGGAACUACCGGCCGGCACUAAAAGAAAUUAUUUCUCUACUGAGGCGUGCUGAAAUGGAGGAUCCCCGUGCCGUUGCGGGGUGCGCGUUUGAAUAG